This is a messenger RNA of Mycena citricolor, 1758 nucleotides long. Lineage: Eukaryota; Fungi; Basidiomycota; Agaricomycetes; Agaricales; Mycenaceae. The record is from the annotation of a GenBank genome assembly.
CCUCCAGGCACCUCAUGCCAUUUGCAGUCAUGGAAGGAGCCAGAACCAAUCCAAAUUUAUGACGGAACUCACUCGCUCUCGCCUUGAGGCCUGCCUCAAACGCCUCGCCUCAAACGUACGCACGGCUUCGUGCAGGAACUGCUUCUUUGUAGCAUAAAGCUUGACACACUGGCAACCCAGAGCCUACCCACCGAUUGCAGAAGAUUUGGUACCUUCGCGAAGAACUGUAUGCCUGUUGCGCGCCUCGACACGAUUCCAUAGGAAUAAUUCUUAAUUGACGCGCCAUUCCAGUCUCAUUACUUCGAGGCGGCUCUUGAAUAACGACAUAGCACCGUGGCUCAUAUCGCCCGAAGAGAUCAUUUCGCAGCCUCCUGUCGUUCCGUCGUCUUCCUCCUCUGCACUACUAUCAUCAAUCUCUCUAUUUGACAUUCAGCCAUAUCCUAUUCACGACUGCUAGCUUUCUUGACGACAUGUCUGCGCCAUAUGUCUACAAUCCACAGGCAGAGCACUUCCCACCAUUCCGAUGGCAGGCUACGAGCAGCUGUUGGCCCCGCGCAUAUGGCCAGCCAUGCAGUGCCAACACGCCACAUGCUCCGUCACCUCCCGCUACGAUAUAUCCUCCUUCUCCGUACGCCAGCCCCCAACAGCAGCCUGUCGCAGAGUCUCCCUUUAUAUCUGGUUUAAACGGCCCAGACCUGUUCGGAUCUCCAUACCAACACAGCAGACAGUCGCCCAUACAACCAUUCAUUCCUCCAUUAUCACCUUUCGCCGAGCCUAUCAGUCGAGCACCUUCGUGGCCGGGGGCACCACCGAGUUGGAGUCCACCAAGCACGCCGUUCGCUGCUGCUGCCACACCUGUUAUCGCCGGCGCUCCAAUUAUCACUGGGGCAUUCCCUGCGACGCCGUUUGCUGGUGGGCCCUAUGGCACGCCAUACCCAGCUUUGGUCCAAUCAUUCAGUGGGGCACCAUUCGCCAAUCAGCCACUUCCAGGCAUAUAUCCAUCCAACUACGGAUCAUUUCCUGGACAGAUUCAGAUUCAUCCAUCGCUCAGCAGUGACACUUGCUCACGCAUAAUCCUAUUCGAUCUCUCAUAUUCAGCUUUCCUUCCGCAGAAGCUCGUCUCGCCUGGCAGCGAGGAUACGGUUCACUUCUCCAUGUCCGACAUCCAAGCACAGGCUUUUUACCCAGGCGUGAACAGGCUGCGAAUCGUCUGCGAUAUGACGCCAGACUUGCCGAUCGAGCUGGCGUACCCUCUCGGUGGCCAAGGCCCCCCGAUCAGCGUCGGGGAUGUGCUCAUUGCUAUCCAUCAGCAACUGCACAAACCCAUCUCGAGUGAAGACUGGGAGGCUUUGUCGUCGAAGAAAGAAGCUCGAGUCUCGAGAGCUUUCACGCGCCGUUGCAGGCAAGAGAGUAUCCGAUGUCAAACCGGAUACAAGUCCGACUGUGGAAUACACGAGCGACAGAAGGGUGUCAAGUUUGUCGAUUUUCUGCAGGGAAAAACGAUGUUCCGAGGGCUUGUGAAGACUGACGAUGGACUGCUGAAACUGGUUGUGGCCGACCCUUAAAUUAUAUUUCUGUAUGUAUAUGUACCAGAACUGGGCACCAUUGACAGUAACCGCGUGUACCGCCACCUGGCCAGUAGUAGUACUCUAUGUGUACUGUAUGCAUGUCCGCAUAUGAUUCUUACUAGAUGUGAUUUCGAUCAGGACGCGCGGAAUCCAAGCCCGGAUGACUCCGUGGGAAUGUUCUGGUCUUUUC